Molecule: messenger RNA, 4227 nt
Organism: Bombina bombina (fire-bellied toad)
Lineage: Eukaryota; Metazoa; Chordata; Amphibia; Anura; Bombinatoridae
Product: oocyte zinc finger protein XlCOF6-like
Exons: 2
Coding region: 99-2651 (850 amino acids)
Biological process (GO): regulation of transcription by RNA polymerase II
Cellular component (GO): nucleus
Molecular function (GO): RNA polymerase II transcription regulatory region sequence-specific DNA binding; DNA-binding transcription factor activity, RNA polymerase II-specific
Source: RefSeq, a predicted model, not a curated record
GACACGGCCAAAGAACUGAGCAAUAUCAGGUAUUGAUGUAGCUGGAGUGAAUAAGGGAACCUUCUUCCUGAGUACAGACAUUGGAGCCUGUUAUCAGCAUGAACUCAUAUGUGUUAGACAAACACAUGAAUAGUUCAUAUCCAUCCUUCACUAUAGGAAGCAUCAGAAUGAUACCGCAAACUCUAAAAGUCUUAGACACUAAUGACUAUUCACAAACAUUGGGGAUAUCACAGCAGAUAUUUAAAGAAGAUGGUGAAUUGGCAGGAACUGUGAAGCAAUCAUUAUGUACAGAGAGUAAUUUAGUAAUCAAACAAGAGGACAACAUUUAUGAGUUUUCUAGUGAAAUUAUUAUCCCAGAGGAUACACCACACACAUUUACUGAGUUUUCAAAACAUAUUAAAGAAGGGAAAAGUCUACAGUCUAGCCAAAUGAUUCAUACAAAGGAGAAAUCUUUCAAAUCUACUAAAUGUCAGAAAAGCUUUAGAUGGGAGUCUCCUCUACUAGAACACUACAAAAUUCACACGGGUGAGAAACCACACACAUUUCCUGAGUGCGGCAAAUGUUUUACACAAAUGGAUCAUCUGAAAACUCAUAAAAAGAUUCACACCGGAGAAAAGCCGUUCACAUGUACAGAGUGUGGAAAAAGUUUUACACAAAUGUAUUGUCUGAAAACUCAUGAAAUGAUUCACACAGGAGAAAAUCCUUUCACAUGUACAGUGUGUGGAAAAUGUUUCACAGAAAAGUGUAGUCUGAAAACUCAUGAAAGAAGUCACACAGAAGAAAAGCCGUUCACAUGUACAGAGUGUGGAAAACGUUUUACACAAAAGAGUGAUCUGAAAAAGCAUAAAAGGAGUCACACAGGAGAAAAGCCUUUCACAUGUACAGAAUGUGGAAAAAGUUUUACACUUAUGAAUAAUCUGAAAACUCAUGAAAGGAUUCAUACAGGAGAAAAGCCUUUCACAUGUACAGUGUGUGGAAAAAGUUUUACACGUAUGAAUUAUCUGAAAACUCAUGAAAGGAUUCAUACAGGAGAAAAGCCUUUCACAUGUACAGAGUGUGGAAAAAGUUUUACAGAAAAGAGUAAUCUGAGAAAGCAUGAAAGGAGUCACACAGGAGAAAAGCCUUUCACUUGUGCAGAGUGUGGAAAAAGUUUUACAUACAAGAGUGAUCUGAAAACUCAUGAAAGGAGUCACACAGGAGAAAAGCCUUUCACAUGUACAGAGUGUGGAAAAAGUUUUACAUACAAGAGUGAUCUGAAAACUCAUGAAAGGAGUCACACAGGAGAAAAGCCUUACACAUGUACAGAGUGUGGAAAAAGUUUUACACAUAUGAACAAUCUGAAAAUUCAUGAAAGGAGUCACACAGGAGAAAAGCCUUUCACAUGUACAGAGUGUGGAAAAAGUUUUACACAUAUGAACAAUCUGAAAACUCAUGAAAGGAGUCACACAGGAGAAAAGCCUUUCACAUGUACAGAGUGUGGAAAAAGUUUUGCAUACAAGAGUGAUCUGAAAACUCAUGAAAGGAGUCACACAGGAGAAAAGCCUUUCACAUGUACAGAGUGUGGAAAAAGUUUUACACAUAUGAAUUAUCUGAAAACUCAUGAAAGGAGUCACACAGGAGAAAAGCCUUUCACUUGUACAGAGUGUGGAAAAAGUUUUACACAUAUACAUUGUCUAAAAAUUCAUGAAAGGAUUCACACAGGAGAAAAGCCGUUCACAUGUAGAGAGUGUGGAAAAAGUUUUACACAAAAUAGUCAUCUGAAAACUCAUGAAAGGAGUCACACAGGAGAAAAGCCUUUCACUUGUACAGAGUGUGGAAAAAGUUUUACACAUAUGAAUUAUCUGAAAACUCAUGAAAGGAGUCACACAGGAGAAAAGCCUUUCACAUGUACAGAGUGUGGAAAAAGUUUUACAGAAAAGAGUAGUCUGAAAAUUCAUGAAAGGAUUCAUACAGGAGAAAAGCUUUUCACAUGUACAGAGUGUGGAAAAAGUUUUACACAUAUACAUUGUCUAAAAAUUCAUGAAAUGAUUCACACAGGAGAAAAGCCGUUCACAUGUAGAGAGUGUGGAAAAAGUUUUACACAAAAUAGUAAUCUGAAAAAGCAUGAAAGGAGUCACACAGGAGAAAAGGCUUUCACUUGUACAGAGUGUGGAAAAAGUUUUACACAUAUGAAUUAUCUGAAAACUCAUGAAAGGAGUCACACAGGAGAAAAGCCUUUCACUUGUACAGAGUGUGGAAAAAGUUUUACACAUAUACAUUGUCUAAAAAUUCAUGAAAGGAUUCACACAGGAGAAACGCCGUUCACAUGUAGAGAGUGUGGAAAAAGUUUUACACAAAAUAGUAAUCUGAAAAAGCAUGAAAGGAGUCACACAGGAGAAAAGGCUUUCACUUGUACAGAGUGUGGAAAAAGUUUUACACAUAUGAAUUAUCUGAAAACUCAUGAAAGGAGUCACACAGGAGAAAAGCCGUUCACAUGUAGAGAGUGUGGAAAAAGUUUUACACAAAAUAGUAAUCUGAAAAAGCAUGAAAGGAGUCACACAGGAGAAAGCGUUUCACAUGUACAGAGUGUGGAAAAAGUUUUACACAUAAAUUGUCUGAAAACUCAUGAAAUAAUUCACAAGGGAAGAAACCUUUCACAUGUUUUAAAGUAGAAAACAGGUUUUCCAUUUAAAGGGGAGGAGAGUCCUUGGCUUCAUUCAUUACUAGUGGGAAUUAAGAACCUGGACACUGGGAGGCAGCAAAGACACCACAGCCAAAGGCUUAAAUACCUCCCCCACUCCCCUCAUCCCCCAGUCAUUCUUUGUCUUUCAUUACAGGGGGUGGCAGAGAGGUGCUGGAAAAUCGGAGGUCUCCCCUCUUGUAAGGUGUAUCCAGUCCACGGAUUCAUCCAUUACUUGUGGGAUAUUCUCCUUCCCAACAGGAAGCUGCAAGAGGAUCACCCACAGCAGAGCUGUCUAUAUAGCUCCUCCCCUAACUGCCACCUCCCAGUCAUUCUCUUGCAGCUCUUGACAAGGGAAGCAGCUAGAGAGAUGUGGUGCAUUAAUGUAGUUUAUCUUCAAUUAAAAGUUUGUUAUUUUCAAAUGGUACCGGAGUUGUACUAUUUUAGCCUCAGGCAGAAAGUUGAAGAAGAGUCUGCCUGUGGUCUUUGAUGAUCUUAGCAGGUUGUAACUAAGAUCCAUUGCUGUUCUCGCACAUAACUGAAGAGAUGGGUAACUUCAGCUGGGGGAAUAGCGUGCAGGGUCUCCUGCUCUGAGGUAUGUGCAGUUUUAAAUUUUUCUAGAGAAAUGAUAAGCUAGAAAAUGCUGACAAUACCAGAUUUAUUUAAGGUAAGCCUGAUUACAGUGAUUUAAUAACGACUGGUAUCAUGCUUGCUGUAAAGGGUAAUAUUAUUAUUAUUAUAUAAUAAGGUUGGGAGGGGCCUAUUUUCCAUUAGUUUUUGCAGCUUGAGACAUCCAGCUUCCCUGAAGGAGUCCCCUGAACAUUUAGGACCUCUCUAAAGUGUUUUUUUGCCUUCCAAAGUCGUUGUAUGGGCAGGUAGGGCCACAGUAGAGCUGUGGAAGUUUGUUGUGACUGUUUAAAAACGUUUAUAUCGUUUUUUUGAUCCCGUUUUGAAACUAGGGGGUUAAUCAUCCAUUUGCAAGUGGGUGCAAUGCUCUUUCAGCCUAUUAUACACACUGUAAAAAAUUCGUAAGAUUUACUGCUUUUUUCACUGUUUUAGCAGUUUCUGUGAUUGUACCAUUUUUAUUUUUUGCUUGUUCACAGUUAUUAAAGUGUUUUCCAAGCUUGCUGGUCUCAUUACUAGUCUGUUUAAACAUGUCUGACAUAGAGGAAACUCAUUGUUCAUUAUGUUUAGAAGCCAUUGUGGAACCCCCUCUUAGAAUGUGUACCAAAUGCACUGAUUUUACUAUAGAUUACAAAGACCAUAUUCUGGCUUUAAAAAAUUUAUCACCAGAAGAAAUUGACAAGGAGGAAGUUAUGCCGUCUAAUUCUCUCCACCUGUCAGAUCCUAUAAAUCCCGCUCAGGGGACGCCAAGUACAUCUAGCGCGCCCAUUGCGUAUACCUUGCAAGACAUGGCGGCAGUUAUGAAUCAUACCCUUACAGAGUUAUUAUCUAAACUUCCAGGAUUGCAAGGAAAGCGAGACAGCUCUGGGACUAGAAUAAAUACAGAGCUCUCUGACGCUUUAGUAGCUAUCUCUGAUACACCCUCACAAUAUAAUGAAGCUGAA